This is a messenger RNA of Cooperia oncophora, 1185 nucleotides long. NCBI's taxonomy places the organism in Eukaryota, Metazoa, Nematoda, Chromadorea, Rhabditida, Trichostrongylidae. The record is from the annotation of a GenBank genome assembly.
CUGUUAUCAUUUAUCUCAGCGAUAGAUGUUUUCAGAAUACUUCGAAAAGACGUUCUUCAUCAGGACAAAUAUAAACACUCCUAUCCUUACGACUGGCGGACUAAGAAGCCUGUGAUUAUCCGAAGUAGUGCCCAAUGGUUCUUUGAUGUGUCGUCAAUUGGGAAGCGUGCAGCCGAGCUUGCUGAAGGAAUCAAGAUUGGUAGCGAUGAUUCGGAUUUGUCCAACACACUACGACGAAUGGUGUCAUCGCGGCCGUCGUGGUGUAUUUCUCGUCAACGUGUGUGGGGAACGCCUAUACCGGCUCUUGUGGAUGCAAACGGAGGUGCAUAUAUAUCCAAAGAACUGGUGGAGCAUGUCGCCGAUCUUGUUGCUAAACAAGGGCCUGACGUCUGGUGGACGUGUUCUAUUGACGACUUGGUGACAGAGAAGGUAUUGAAAUCUCUGAACCUUUCAUCAGCUAAGGGACUGUCGAAAGGAACAGAUAUAAUGGAUGUGUGGAUGGACAGUGGAGUGGCAUGGCAUUGUGCCAGAAAUGCGUAUGAUGACGCUGAUGCUACUCGUGCGACCGAUGCAGUGCUCGAAGGCGUGGACCAGUUUCGUGGUUGGUUCCAGUCGCUCCUUGCUCACAUCUGUGGCUGUACAGGUGAGGAUGCUCUCCCCUAUAAACGAGUCCACGUUCAUGGAUUUUGUGUUGACGACAACAACAGGAAAAUGUCAAAAUCUCUAGGAAAUGUAGUGGAUCCAGAAACGGUUACCGAUGGUUCUCUUCGUCAAAAAGCAUUAGGUGCAGAUGGUUUGAGAUUGUGGGUAGCCCUCUCUGCUGGUGAAUCAGUGAGCGAGUCAAAAAUUGGUGACAAGGUUCUGGCCGAUGUGGAGUUGAAGCUGGUAUCAAUUCGAAACUCGCUACGUUUCCUGCUUGGCGGCUGUUACGGUUAUGAAGGCAGUCGUCCUCAAGCACCACUUCCUCUUCUUGAUCAGUGGAUCUUACGUAAGGCUCAACAGUUUGGUGUGCGAUGUGUGGAAAACUACGAAAACUACCGAUUCCGCUCGGCUGCACUUGACAUCCUGCACUUCGCUCAGCGCACUUUGAGCGCUCAUUACAUUAGCCUGGUCCGUGAUCGUCUGUACUGUUCAAGAAUAGGCUGCAAUGAUCACACUUCUGUACAGUUCACUUUGCACAGGUAA